AUGAUUCAGGAGAAGCUUCUAGCGGCUCAGAGUAAGAAGAAGGAGUAUGCGGACCGAAAGGUCCGAGAUCUUGAGUAUAUGGUUGGGGAGCAGGUUCUGUUGAAGGUUUCACCCAUGAAGGGUAUGAUGAGGUUUUGGAAGAAGGGAAAGCUUAGCCCUAAGUUCAUCAAUCCAUUUGAGAUCUUUUGUCGUGUAGGAGAGGUAGCUUAUGAGUUGGCAUUACCUCUAGGUUUAUCGGGGGUUCACCCGGUGUUUCAUGUGUCUAUGCUGAAGAAAUAUCAUUCCGAUGGUUCUUAUAUCAUUCAGUGGGAUUCUGUUCUAUUUGAUCGUAAUUUGUCUUAUGAGGAAGAGCUGAUAGGCAUCUUGGAUAGUGAAGUUCAAAAGUUGAGGUCAAAGGAAAUAGCUUCGGUGAAGGUUCAGUGGAAGCACCAUGUAGUUGAGGAGCCUACUUGGGAGACCGAGUCUGAUAUGCGUAGUAGAUAUCCCCAGCUUUUCACCCAGUCAGAGAGGUCCCGGAUGGCUGUCGGGGUUUUGGGUUCAGACUUGGUGAAACCAGAAGAUUUCUAG
Lycium ferocissimum is the source of this 567-nucleotide messenger RNA. RefSeq lists its product as uncharacterized. Lineage: Eukaryota; Viridiplantae; Streptophyta; Magnoliopsida; Solanales; Solanaceae. The transcript is spliced from 2 exons. The record is from RefSeq and is a predicted model, not a curated record. Bases 1 to 567 code for a protein of 188 amino acids.